GCCUAGCAGCGCAGGCAGCCAGGCAUGGUUGCAUAGCGAAACCCUCAGUCUCAACAUCACGUCACUUUCUCCGCCGACCUCCUUCAUCUCAUCGAAAUCAGCUUUAUUUUACCCGCCCUCGCGCUCGUUCGGGUCGCAUAACUGUUUGGUAUAUACUGCCGUAAUAUUUACUACGUGACCGGUCUCGCUGGUGUGGCACCAUGCCCCCGGUCAAACCAGACCCCGAUGCCGCAUCGCCGUACAUCAAGCCCGACCCAGACAGCAAGGAUGCCAUCCACACAGACAUAGGAGAUGAUGAUAUGUAUGAAGACGCCGGUGAUUUGGACUUCUCCAACUCCGCGCAGAGUGUGUGGCUUUCGCGAAUUCCCCGGUCGCUGUGGCAGAACUGGGAGAACCUUGACGACGAUGAGGAGAUCCAGGUUGGGACUGUGCGGAUUGAAGGACCCCCCAAUGACAUCAAACGGGUCAGUUUGCGCCUCAACGAACGGGAGGACAACCAUGAGAUCCCCAAGGACUACAUCCUCCAGCGGCAGACGAUAAACAACGAGAACAUCUCACAUUCUACGCAGAACACGUAUGUGUUCACGGAGAAGGAAAUUCCCGGCGGCGAUAACCGCAUGGUGGUCUUUGGAGAGGCACGAUCGGCCCUCUACGAAUCCAUGAAGCGGGACGCGAGGAAAAAGGAACGCAAGAAGAAAUGGGAGCCAUAUGUUCGGAGGACAGUACCAAAAUUGACCGCGCUGGUUGGAAGCGUCGGCGAGGAGUUCAACUGCCUCCCCGUGGAGAAUGAGGAGUUCCGGAUGCUCUCCGAGAAAAAGGCGCUCGAGGCCCUCAAACCCAAGCGGGAGACUGUCUUCAUUGACAAGGUCCCCGGGAAACUGCUCCAGGCGAGGAACCUCCUGCCCGGAGAAAAGAGCGCUUUUGUGCAAGCGACAAAGGGCCCCAAGCUCAAACCCCAGGAGAACAAGUCUACGCGUAUGCCGCAGAACGAGCUGCUGGACCUGAUCUACCAGUGUUUCCGCGAAUUCAGAUACUGGCCGUUUAAGAACCUUAAGGCGCGACUCCGCCAGCCGGAAGCCUAUCUGAAACAGACCCUGGAAAUGAUCGCGCAUCUGGUUAAGUCUGGUGAUUUUGCCAUGACCUGGGAGCUUAAGCCCGAGGCCAAGGAAAGUAACUACGCGAACGCUAUGGGCUACGGAGAAGCCAAGGAAGAGCUGCCCCCGGGUACCGACUUGAACUUCGACGAGGGCUCCGAAGAGGAAGCCACGGGCUCGGGCAUGGUCACCGAUAACGAUGAGAUGCAAUUUGAGAAUGUUGUCUAAUACAAGGUAGGGGUCAACCUCUGUAGCAUAAGCAAGACCACGGCACGGCGUUUGGGUUUCCAUUCUACUUUCUGGGUGGUAUAAAAGUUGCUUUGGAGUUAUUCACGGGCCCAGAUGCCUAAUUGAACCAUACAAUAUAUGGUAGUGAAUCAGACUGGUAGAUAUAUCACUACCAAUGACAAAGUGAUUACA
Messenger RNA from Aspergillus candidus, 1514 nucleotides. RefSeq names its product transcription factor IIF subunit TFG2. The record is from RefSeq and is a predicted model, not a curated record. Gene Ontology annotation, biological process: transcription by RNA polymerase II; transcription initiation at RNA polymerase II promoter. Gene Ontology annotation, cellular component: transcription factor TFIIF complex. The transcript has 4 exons. Bases 201 to 1322 code for a protein of 373 amino acids. Lineage: Eukaryota; Fungi; Ascomycota; Eurotiomycetes; Eurotiales; Aspergillaceae.